This is a messenger RNA of Dufourea novaeangliae, 2214 nucleotides long. It is a transcript of the gene Cpsf73, whose product is annotated as cleavage and polyadenylation specificity factor 73. Gene Ontology annotation, biological process: mRNA 3'-end processing by stem-loop binding and cleavage. The coding region runs from base 154 to 2214 and encodes 686 amino acids. Gene Ontology annotation, molecular function: RNA binding; 5'-3' exonuclease activity; RNA endonuclease activity. Gene Ontology annotation, cellular component: mRNA cleavage and polyadenylation specificity factor complex. The transcript has a single exon. NCBI's taxonomy places the organism in Eukaryota, Metazoa, Arthropoda, Insecta, Hymenoptera, Halictidae. The record is from RefSeq and is a predicted model, not a curated record.
CAAUAAACAAUAGAAGAAAUAUGGAUUAUUUUAUAUGUAACAUUGAACCAAUCUAAAUGAGAUUAUAAGUGCCAAGAACACAGGAUUAUGAGAGAAUAAUUGUGGUUUUAGUUUAAUUUAAUUAUUGUACAAUAAUUAUCAAACUUUGAAAAAAUGUCUGUGAAAAGAAAACCAGAUACACAAGUGCCGGCAGAAGAAAGUGAUUUAUUGUCAAUCAGACCACUGGGUGCAGGUCAAGAAGUAGGACGGUCAUGUAUUAUGUUAGAAUUUAAAGGAAAAAAAAUCAUGUUAGACUGUGGUAUUCAUCCUGGAUUAUCUGGAAUGGAUGCAUUACCAUUUGUGGACUUAGUAGAAGCAGAUGAAAUUGAUUUGCUAUUAAUUUCUCAUUUUCAUUUGGAUCACUGUGGAGCAUUGCCAUGGUUUUUACAAAAAACCAGUUUCAAGGGACGAUGUUUCAUGACCCAUGCAACCAAAGCAAUUUAUCGUUGGUUGUUAUCCGACUAUAUUAAAGUAAGCAAUAUUGCUACGGAACAGAUGUUGUAUACAGAGUCAGAUUUAGAAACCAGUAUGGAUAAAAUAGAAACAAUUAAUUUCCAUGAAGAGAAGGAUGUGUUUGGAAUCAAAUUUUGGGCUUACAAUGCUGGGCAUGUAUUGGGCGCUGCUAUGUUCAUGAUAGAAAUAGCUGGUGUUAAAAUUUUGUACACAGGAGACUUUAGUCGGCAAGAAGACAGGCAUUUAAUGGCUGCUGAAAUUCCAAAUAUUCACCCAGAUGUCUUAAUUACAGAAUCUACUUAUGGCACACAUAUACAUGAGAAAAGAGAAGAUCGUGAAGGAAGAUUCACAAAUCUGGUUCAUGAAAUUGUCAAUAGAGGAGGAAGGUGUUUAAUACCUGUGUUUGCAUUAGGUAGAGCCCAGGAACUGUUGCUUAUCUUAGAUGAAUAUUGGAGUCAGCAUCCCGAACUUCAUGAAAUUCCCAUUUACUAUGCUUCUUCUUUAGCAAAGAAAUGUAUGGCUGUUUACCAAACUUAUGUGAAUGCAAUGAAUGACAAAAUUAGAAGGCAAAUAGCUAUCAAUAAUCCUUUUGUGUUUAAACAUAUUUCUAACUUGAAAGGUAUUGAUCAUUUUGAAGAUAUUGGGCCAUGUGUAGUAAUGGCUUCUCCUGGUAUGAUGCAAAGUGGUUUGUCAAGAGAAUUAUUUGAAUCCUGGUGCACAGAUGCCAAAAAUGGUGUUAUAAUAGCUGGGUAUUGUGUAGAAGGAACAUUGGCUAAAACUAUUUUGUCAGAACCAGAAGAAAUUACAACCAUGUCUGGACAGAAGCUACCAUUGAAAAUGUCUGUCGAUUACAUAUCAUUUUCAGCACACACUGAUUAUCAACAAACUUCAGAAUUUAUACGUAUACUGAAACCGCCACAUGUUGUGCUUGUACAUGGAGAGCAGAAUGAGAUGGGUAGAUUAAAAGCUGCUUUACAAAGAGAAUAUGAGGAUGAUCCUAAUACCACAAUGGAGAUACAUAAUCCUAGAAAUACAGUAGCUGUGGAGUUAUACUUUAGAGGAGAAAAAACUGCUAAAGUAAUGGGCACAUUAGCGAUGGAAACACCAAAACCAGGACAAACGUUGUCUGGAGUUUUAGUAAAAAGAAACUUCAACUAUCACAUGCUAGCACCCUGCGACUUAUCAAAAUAUACAGAUAUGAGUAUGAGUCAAGUUAUUCAAAGGCAAAGUGUAUACUUUUCAGCAUCAUUACCAGUAUUGAAACAUCUUCUAACACAAAUUGCUGGAAAUUUGGAAGUUGUAGAUGACAAAAAGUUGCGUGUCUUUAAAAAUGUUGAUGUUACGAUUGAUGGAAAAAUUGCUACUAUGGAAUGGAUUGCAACUCCUGUAAAUGAUAUGUACGCAGAUUCUGUUCUGACAGCAAUACUUCAAGCUGAAAUGAUGGAUCAACCACCAAAAGUGUUACCAGCACCUACGAAAAUGGAUCGAAUGCAUUUCAAGGAGUGUUUGAUAGAAAUGUUACAAGAAAUGUUUGGUGAAGAUUCUGUUCCGAAAAUUUUUAAAGGUGAAAAACUGUAUGUGACAGUUGAUGGGAAAAAGGCACACAUAGAUUUAUUAAAUUUAGAAGUAACUAGCAAAGAAGAUGAAACUUUUCAACAAAUAGUACAAACGGCAGUAACGAAAUUACAUCAAUCACUGGCCCCGCCAUGUGAUACAAUUUAA